UCAUGGCGAGCAUCUUUCUGUCAGCUGUAAAUGUUUGUAAUUGUCAAAAUAGUGAAUAGAAAAACCAGCAGCGGUAGUCUUUGUAUUUUAUCAAAUAUGACUUUUUAUUUGCAUUUUAACAAUUAUAGGUAAUUGACGCUAUUAAAAUAAGUUUAAUAAAGUAUUAGGGUAGUAGGCAAAUACAGUUAAUUGCAGGAUGAGUUCAAGAGAUCGGGAAAUAAAAUCACUACAGGACAAGCUGAAAGUAUUCUUCAAAAAAGGAGGCUCUGCGGCUCUGCCGGCGCGCUCUGAGCUGGUGGUGACGGCGGAGAUGGCUCGCGAGCUGGGCCGGGACUCGCCUGCGCCGCGCCGCAUUCGCGCGCUCCGCGACCUCUCGGAGCGGGUGCACACCGUGCGCAUCACAGAGCCUGUAGCACAGAAGCUUUGGGGUUUGAUCCACGACAUGUUAGAAGAUCCUACCGUAGAGUGCCGUCACACGGCAAUCACGUUCCUGCACAAGGUGGUGGAAGCGACACAGAGCGAAGCAGCAGCAGAGGACCUGUCGCUGAUGCGCUCUGUGUUCCUGCGCUACCUGCGAGAAUCGCAUCCCAACCACCCGCCCGAGGACGAGCACCUCCGGUUCAAGCUGCUGCACUCUCUGACCAACACAGGGAAGAAUAUCAAGUGUUACGAAGAACAAAUCGGCGCGUUCCUGCUGGAGUGGCUGCCGCAGGUGCAGGACCCCGCGCUGACGGAGGAGUUCCUGCAGCUCGUCAUUAACGUCGUCAAAUUCAACGCCACAUACUUGGACGAAGAUAUUGUCAACGCUUUUGUGAGCCACGCGUGCGAGCUGGCGGUGUUCGCGGAGGAGCCGGGCGUGGUGCUGGUGUCGCUGGCGCUGCUGGAGGCCGUGGUGGGCUACUCCAUGCUGCCGCGCGACGGGCUGCGCGCGCUCGUGGCCGCGCUGUGCCGCUGCGUCAACCUGGAGCGCUACUGCCAGCCCGCCUGGAAGCUCAUGCGCAUCGUGCUGGGCGCGGACGCGGGGCACGCGGCGCUGGCCGAGCUGGCGCGGCUGCUGGCCGAGGAGGCCAACGCGGGGCUGCAGCGCGGCGCCGUGUUCUGCGUGCACCGCGCGCUGUGGGGGCCGAGCCGCGUGCCCGGCCUGCAGGUGGCGCUCCACAGCGUGCUGCCCGCGCUGCUCAAGGCGGUGGAGCGCAAGCAGUCGGUGGUGACGUACGAGGUGACGCUGGCGCUGCAGAGCCUGGUGUCGCGCGCGGCGGCCGAGCUGCAGCAGCCGGCCUGGGACCUCGUGCUGGCCGCCGUGCGCGCCGUCGUCGACCAGGACCGGGAGGCUGCAGCGAGCCAGGACCCUCGAAGCGAGCUGCUGCACUCGCGUCUGCACGCGCUGAUCUCGUCGCUGGAGCAGCUGCACGACGCGGGCCAGUACUGCGGCAACGAGGACUCGCUGCUGGCGCUGCUGGACUACUGCGGCCACGAGCGGCCAGAGGCGUCCACGAUCCGCCUGGUGUCGCUGCUGGCGGGCCGGCUGGCGAUGGCGGAGCGGGACUGGGUGGCGUCCGCGCUGGCGCUGGCCGAGCGCUACAUCCGCCACGAGCCGCGCCGGCGCGUGCGCACGCACACGCUGCAGCAGAUAGCCAGCUUCGUCACCAGGCACAGGACGCUGUUCGGCGAGGAAUUACUGGAGCUGGUGGGUCUCCCGGUGCUGAGCGCGUGUGCCACCGACCCGGACUGCGCGCUGCGGGCGGCGGCGGCCAGCGCGCUGGUGGAGCUGGCGCGGCAGAGCACCAGCGACGCCGUCACCGAUCUCAUCGACUUGCUCGAGAAGAUACUCAACAGGCCGUUCGACAUAUUCGUCCUGGACGUGCCGGUCCCGGCCGGCGAGGCCGAGGCGGCCGACAUCCACCUGGCGGCCGCCGGCCUCAUCCAGCUGUUCUACGACAAGAUGUACAGCAGCCCCGCCUCGCACGCCGCGCGCUGCCUGCUCGUGCUGCUCGACCACCUGGAGCAGCACUACAAGAAGCCGGCCAUGCUGCAGCACCACCCCAGCAUCCGCGUGAAGAUCUUCGAGCUGCUGUACACGCUGCGCGCCAACGCGCUGUGCUGCGUGGGCGUGUGCUGGGACGGCAGCGGCGCGCCGGUGUGGGGCGCGGCGGCGGCGCGGCUGCGGCCCGUGUGCGCGGCCGCGCUGCUGGUGGAGCCCGCCGCGCGGCGCGGACAGCCGCCCGCCGCGCGCGAGCCCGCGCCCGGCGCCGCGCUGCUGCCCGCCAGCCGCUGCGCGCGCGCGCUGGGGCUGGCGCUGACGGCGGAGCGCGACUGGCCCGUGCAGUGCGGCGUGCUGCGCGCGCUGCCCGCGCUGCUGCACGCGCGCGCGCCCGCCGUGGGCCGGCGCGCGCCCGACGUGGACCUGCUGGCCGGCACGCUGUGCGCGCUGGUGGCGGAGCGCAGCGCGGCGCCGCAGCAGCGCCGCCCGCUCACGUCCGAGGUGCACGGCGCCGCGCUGCCCGCGCUGGCGGCGCUGGCGCCCUACCACAAGUACCUGGAGCCGCCCACGCAGAAGCGCGUGGUGCGCUGCCUGCUCAAGUUCGGCAUGCGCCUGCGCGCCGCGCAGCCCUUCCUGGACGCGCAGCCCUACAUCUACGCGCUGACGGUGUUCACGCUGGAGACGCGCGACACCAUGAUCAAGAUGCUGCCCGAGGUGCUGCUGGAUCUCUCCAAGAUUUCGGACACGAAGGCGAUCGCGAGCCCGAUGCUCGAAUUCUUGUCCACACUGACGCGCCUGCCCGCGGUGUUCGCGUCGUUCGUGGAGGACCAGUACAUGUCGGUGUUCGCGAUCCUGCUGCCGUACACCAACCCGUCGCGCUACAACCACUACGUGGUGUCGCUGGCGCACCACGUGAUCGCCGCCUGGUUCCUCAAGUGCCGCCUCAGCUACCGCCGCAACUUCGUGCAGUUCAUCAUCCACGGUCUGCACAACUACGUGAUAGUUCCGUUCGAGGAGCAGCUGCAGAACAGGUCCAACAAGAGUCUAAGACAAGCCGCGAACGAAGAUUCUUCCAACCGACAACGUAGUUCAAGUCUGGGCUCGCGAGCGGUGCCCCGGGCGCCACUGUCAGUAUCGGGCGGAGCUUCAGCCGCCUUCCACGUGGAGCUGACGGAGACCUGCGUGGACCUGCUGACGCGGUACACCUCCUCCCGCGUCAGCUGCAAGCCGCAGCGGCUCGACAUCGCAGACUUUCUCUUCGCAGGUGGUCAGUCGAUGACGUGGGUAGUGGGGCACAAGGUGGUGACGAUCACGACGGCGGGCUGCUUGCAGAACUCGCCGCAAGCCGGGCCCUGCGAGCGCUGCGCCGCUCUGUGCCGCGACCAGCAGGACAGCUUCGACAGCGCUCAGGCGCAGUCGAGCGAGACGGAGAGCUCCGGGAACAACCAGCUGCAAGUGGGGAACCCGCCGGAAGUCAAGCGACAAAACUCAUCGGAGAACAAGCAGAGCGACUCGGUCGCGGAAACGUUCGCGAAGUUCGCGCAGCAGUUCGAGAAGAGGUGCAAAGAAAUUGACACGGAGGAGCCGGUGUCGCGGGCGGCGGCGCUAGCGGCGGCGGGCGCGUGCCCGUGCUGGAGCGCCAACUGGGCCGAGCUGCACGUGCGCACGCCCACCGGCGACGUCAGCUGGCUGGUGCGCGGCCAGAACCAGGAGACGUUCGAGCAGCUGAUGGAGUGGGGCCUGCUGGACGUGGCGGCCAUGCUGCAGCCCGCCACCGGCGCCGCCACCGCCACCCACGACCAGACGUCGGAGAGCCCGCCGCGCUCGCGCUCGGGCUCGGGCUCCACCCAGGGCCGCUCGCAGGAUCUGCACAAGUCCAGCUCUGACUCGGUGGUGUCCGGCGAGCGGCGCCCGCCGCUGGCCGCCUCGCACUGCAUCGUGCCGCCGCAUCCCGUCAGGAGCAGUACUCAACCGAUCAACAUCCCGAGCUCACCGCAGCGACAGAGCUCGUCCAGCACCACCGACGACGACGACCUGCUUCUCAUCGUGCCGGAGGGCAAGUCCCGGCACCCGGUGCGGCGCUCGAACUCGUCCCCGGAGAUGUCGUCCUCGUGGAAGCUGGCCCGCGACUCGCCCGAGCUGGACGACGACAUCCUGCUGCCCAGCUGCGAGCCCGCCGGCACGAUGUCAAUGGCGCUACACGCGAGCAAGAAGGCGGCCAAGAAGAGCGACAUGCGAGUGUCGUGUGAAGCGAUUCCUGAGGAGAUGGGCACGUCGCCGCUCGCGGCGGGGCGCACGCAGCCUGACGCGCAUCCGCAUCUCAUGACUUACAAGUCUGACCCUGGUGCGGAGCCGACGCAAUCAUCGACACAAACCCACCAUCAAUUACAAAAAACGGCGAGUGACAGCACAGUGCCCUCAAGUUCAAAGCCGCCGCGAUCGCCCGCCUCCAGCGCUGCAGCGGGCGUAUCCAGCGCUACUGCGGGUGCAUCCAGCGCUGCGGCGAGCACAUCCAGCGCUGCAGCUCCGAACGCGGCGGCGGGCGGCAGCGCUGCAGCGGCGGGCGACGGCGACGAUCUCCCGCCGCUGUCGCGCUCCAGGCGGUCGCACACCAUCUCCGUGAUGAGCCCCACGCGGCGGCACCGGGAGAAGCUGUCGCGCGGCGCGGCGGCGGGCGCGGCGGGCGGCGCGGACGCGGGGCUGGGCUUGGGCGGCGCGGGGCUGACGCCGUCCUUCUUCUUCCUGCAGCUGUACCACAACCUGAAGGCCACGCCGCUGACGGGCGCCGUGCCCGGCGAGCCGCCGCCACGCGCGCACCCGCUGCUGGAGCGGCCGCUGCGCGUGCUGGGCGUGCAGCACGAGCGCACCAUCAAGAACCUGGACCUGGUGCCGCCCGUGGACACGUACAAGGUGGGCGUGCUGUACGUGGCGCGCGGCCAGCACGACAACGAGACGGCCAUCCUGCGCAACGCGCACGGCUCGGUGCGCUACGCGGCGCUGGUGGCGGCGCUGGGCGCCGUGGUGCCGCUGGCGCUGGGCGCGCCGGAGCCCGACCUGUUCCUCACCAUGGAGCGCGGCGGCCGCGACGGCUCGCACACCUACGUGUGGCGCGACGACGUCAUGCAGAUGCUGUUCCACGUGGCGACGCUGAUGCCCACGUCGCCCAAGGACCCCAACUGCAACGAGAAGCGGAAGUACAUCGGCAACGAUCUCGUGUCCAUCGUGUACAACGACUCCGGCGAGGAGUUCGACAUCCAGACCAUCAAGGGCCAGGCGAACUUGUGCGUGGUGGUGGUGGAGCCGCUGGAGCACGCCAUGAACCGCGUGGUGGUCCUCAGCAAGGAGGCGCGCGUGCGCGAGUUCCUGCCUCACCUCCACACCUACCACGUGUCCGACGCGGUGGCCGCCAGGCUCGCCCGCCAGCUGGCGCUCCACUGCUCGCUCGCAGCACAGGUGGCGCAAUCCCUGCGGCUGAACGCGCCGCCGUUCGCGUCCAACGCGCUGGAGCGCCUGCGCCUCAUCAAGCGGCUGCGCGCGCGCCUGGAGGCGGAGCGCGAGGCGGCCGUGGCGCGCCCGCACGCCAUGAGCUACAGCUCGCCCGACCAGGCGCAGCGCAUCGCCAUCGACGACUUCAACGACUACGCCUGACUCCGCACUGCCGCCUCCCGUACCGUCUCAUAUGCGGACAGUACUAAAUAUUCAUUUUUUAACUGAAACCCCCACUCUAACAGCCGUUACUCGCGGUUCGCCGACACUAAUUAGUUCUUUGACCUUUUACAAUUCAGAAAUAAUAAAACUUGAUCACAUUAUCUCCGGACAGGCAGAUACUUCUCACUUAUAGCAGUAUUGAGAAACAUAUUGAUAAUUUAAAUAAAGAGUCAAUGCUUUUUAACAUGUAUCUAUUCUUUCACACAUUAACAUCUUUUAAACAUAUUUUUUAUUGACUCGUCAAUUUGUUGACCCCGUCAGCAUGCCUACAUUUACAAAAUAGGGAAAGACAGUAGGUAAAUUUAGUAAGGUGUGUCAGGGUUAAAUAUUAGUAAUUUGAAACUAACAUUGAGCUCUGUAUAAACUCGGAUUACGUUUUCCAGUCUUAAUUAAAACUUGUGAUGUGUAAGUGAACUCAUAUACAUACAUUCUCUUGCAAAUAUGACCAUAUUUGUCUUUUUGGCCAAUAGAAAUUCAUAAUUAAUUUAUUAAUCAUUAAUUUUAAUAAUUGUGUAUCUGUCACCAAAAAAUUACAAGAACGCAAUUUAUAAACUUCCUAGGAAAUUUAUAACUUUCGGAGGAGGAAAGGAAAGAGAUGGAACACGUCAUUUAUUCAACCAAUCAGAGCGCAGAUGUCGUUUGGUUAUUGCUUACUUAUUAUUUUACGCGUGAGUUCGGCAAGUUUACUAAUUUAAAGAAAUGAAUUUCAUCUCUCGUUAAGAUAAUUAUAUGUAAAGAAAACUUAUAGGUAUUCUUUAUGUAAUGUAUGCAAUUUAAAUUUUGCCGCGUUAAUUAGUUGAGGUCGCUGGCAGCUUAAACGUCAAGGAGAUGUCAAGUGUGAUUAUUGAGGUUAGAAAUAUUUUGUGUAGGUAGUGUAACAGAUAUUUUAUUGUAAGAAUCUUGCCUGUGAAAUUAUUAAAAUAGACCCGAAAUAAGGGCUUUAAAUGUUGUUUCUUUUGUUCACAGGUGAGUAAAUGUUUAGUUUAUAAGCUUAUGUCAUUAUCAAAGUGUUAAAAAACUUUUGUAAAUAAAUAAAUCUUUUGUUCACAGAAACGCAAUUACGUCUUUAUUUCUAAAUAAACAGGCAUAUUGAUAAUUCAUUAUAAAACAACAUUUUUGCACAUAUUUUGAGAGAAUUAUGGAUAAAUUAAGAUUUGAUUUUGCUGUGAAGACAGCAUCUGAUGGAAAAACAAACAUUUUAUGUUUAACCUCAAUUGCCACGCCUAGCGGGCAGGUCUAUGGAAUACCAUCCGAUUAUCAAUCAAUUACUCAACAUCAAGCAAUUACAAGUACUCCAAACUAUGCCAAAAUAAAAAAAACAUUACAAAGAAGACACCAAGUAAGGAAAAUCUGGAUAACUUUGACAGAUAAGAUUUCAGAAGUGUAUUUGGAUAAAGAACAAAAUUUGCAAUUUAAUGAUAUGUAUCUAGAAGAAAUAAUAGAAACUAAAAGUGAUCCAGAGACUAUGUCUAGUUCUAGCAGCUCUAACUACACUUUGGAAAAAUUGUUAGAAAAAUUACUUGAAGAAAAAGAGAAAAAAUCAGAAAUUCAAAAUCUAGGCAAGGUUGCUAAAGAUUUUAUGAUACAAAAAUUCACAACUAAAACCACAAAUGCUUACCAGUGGAUUAAAGAUUUUAAUAAGGAAUGUGAACGUUUCAAAAUUAACGAAGACAGAAAAAAAAUAGAAAUUUUGAAAAAUUUUAUGGAAUCUUCGAGUCUACAUUGGUAUGAUUGUAUGUUAAUAAAACACACGGUGGAAUCAGAGUGGAACCAAUGGGAGAAAUCAUUUUGUGAGACAUUUACAAAUAAAGGUUGGUCACCCAUAAGAUAUGCUCUUGCCUUUAAAUAUCAAGCAGGUUCGUUACUUGAAUAUGCCCUAAAGAAAGAAAAAUUAUUAUUAGAAGUUAGGAAGGAAAUAGAUACUGGAAUUCUUAUUGAUCUUAUAGCAUUCGGCUUGCCAAAUUUUGUUGCUGAUAAAAUUGACAGAGAAGCUUUGCAAGAAACAGAAGAUCUAUAUAAUGAAAUAGGAAAAUUGGAACACCUUGUCAUAAAAAAUAAGUAUGAAAAAAAAGUAUUUACAAAUUCCGACAAUAAACAAAAAAAAAUAGAAGAAAAACAGCCAUGCCAAAUUUGUAUCAAUGAAAAAAAAGGGAAACGUUAUCAUCCAGAGGAGAAUUGUUGGUUUAAAGAUAGAACUCGGAAAUCAAUAGUGAAAUCAGUAAAUAACUCUGAAAUAGAAACAGAUUUAAAUAACAAAGAUCCAAAAAACUAGAGGUACCGCCAUUAAUAAAAAUAAAUUUGCUAUUGAAUGAUGCCAUAGAAAUAACUGGAAUUUAUGAUUCGGGUUCAAAUGUAUCGUUGAUAAACGCAAAAUUGUUAAACUUAAAGAAUAAAGAAAAAUCUACAACGAAUACACAAAUAGUAAAUUUAAAGACUAUUAAUGGUGAGAAAAAAACAAAAGGUAUUGUGACAUUAAAAAUUAAAAUAUAUGAUAUAGAACAAAACAUGGAUAUUUUCGUCAUAGACAAAGAAAACUUUAAUUAUGAUUUUUUAAUUGGAUUAGAUUGUAUUAAAAAAUUCAGACUUAUCCAAAAUGAAGACCUAAAGAUCAUACAAAAAGCUAAUCAAAAAGAAGAUGUCAAUACAAAAAGCAAUAGAAAUGUCAACAUUCCUGAUGCACUAGGAGACAAAACUGAGCCAAGUUUAUUAAGUCCUAAAACGGAGAAAGUGAAACAAGAAAUAAAUUUCAAUGAACACAUUGAAACUGAUAAAUUUAAAAAGAUUGCUAAUCAUCUAGAUAAGCAGCAACAAUUAGAGAUUGACAAGCUCAUAGAAAAAUUUAAAACUGUAUUUGCCAAGGAUAAAUAUGAUAUUGGCACCGUACGAGAUUAUGAAGCACAUAUUGACCUCAUAAUGGAUAAAUACUGCUGCAAACGACCAUAUAGAUGCACAGUUGAAGAUAGAAGAGAAAUAGAAGAACAAAUAUCGAAACUAUUAAAAAAAAAUUUGAUUGAGGAAUCAUAUAGCCCGUUUGCCGCCCCAGUAACUCUGGCUUACAAAAAAGAAGAUGAACGUAAAACAAGACUAUGUAUAGAUUUCAGAGAAUUAAACAAAAUAAUCGUCCCACAAUCACAGCCAUUCCCAUUAAUUGAGGAUUUAAUGAUAAAAACAGUGAACUCUAAAUAUUUCUCAACAUUUGACAUUAAUUCAGCAUUUUGGUCUAUUCCUUUGAAAAUACAAGAUAGAUAUAAAACUGCCUUUGUUACUCAGGAAGGACAUUUCCAGUGGACAUGCUUACCAUUUGGAUUAAAAACGGCUCCAGCCAUUUUUCAGAGAAUAAUGAGUAACAUAAUAAGAAAAAAUAAGCUUUCUAAUUUUGCAGUAAACUUUAUAGACGAUAUACUCAUUUUUUCGAAAACCUUUGAAGAACAUAUAUCACAUAUUACAAAAUUUCUGGAGGCAAUAGAAAUGGAGGGGCUUAGAUUAAAAUUUACCAAGUGUAUAUUUGCAAACAAUUAUGCCAAGUAUUUAGGCCAUAUAAUAGAAAACAAUACAGUGAGACCUCUAAAGGAUUAUUUAGCAGCAGUAAAAGACUUUCCAAUACCAGAAACAAGGAAAAAUAUACGGCAAUUUCUAGGAAAGGUAAAUUUUCACCAUAAGUUUAUACCACACAGUGCAAUCAUCCUGGAACCAUUACAUAACUUAUUAAGGAAAGAUGUGAAAUUCAUAUGGAGCGAAGAAUGUCAAAAAUCUUUUAAUGAAAUAAAAACAUUACUAUGCUCCGAACCAAUUUUGAAAAUUUAUGAUCCAGGAUUACCAAUAAACAUUUACACGGACGCAAGUAUAAAAGGAAUAGGAGCAGUGUUAAAACAGACUGAUAAAAAUGGAAACAAUAAGCCAGUUGCUUAUUUCUCAAAAAAAUUAUCAGAAGCACAAAAAAAGAAAAAGGCAAUAUACCUAGAAUGCCUGUCAAUAAAAGAAGCUGUAAAAUAUUGGCAGCACUGGCUCAUGGGAAAGGAGUUCACGGUGUAUUCCGAUCAUAAACCCCUAGAAAACAUGAAUAUUAGAUCAAGAACUGAUGAGGAACUCGGUGACCUAACAUAUUAUUUAUCUCAAUACAAUUUUAAAAUUAAAUAUAAUCCUGGAAAAACAAAUCAAGAGGCAGACUGCUUAAGCAGAAAUCCUGUUCUAGAUGAAACUGAAAAUACUGAUGAUGCAUUGAAAGUGGUAAACUUAAUAACUAUAGAACAGAUAAAAAGUGAUCAAAACGCAAAUGAAGAAAUACAAAAAAGGAUAAACAAACUAAUACUGAAAGAUGAAAUAUACUAUAAAAAAAAUAAAGGAAGAGACAAAAUUAUAUUAUCAGAAGAACUAAGCAAAACACUGAUAAAAAAUGUACACAUUACUUAUUGCCACCUAGGAAGCACACAAAUGAUAAAUAAAUUAACCCCAUUCUACUCAGCAAAGAAUAUAAUCACAAAGAUAAAACAAACUUGCGAAGAAUGUGAAAUAUGUAUAAAAAACAAAACAAGGAGAAAGCCAAAAUAUGGUCUAAUGUCACAUUUAGGACCAGCAAGAUAUCCAUUUGAAAUUGUAUCAAUUGAUACAAUUGGCGGUUUUGGAGGAUCACGGUCGACAAAAAAGUAUCUACAUCUUUUAGUUGACCAUUUCACUAGGUAUGCUUAUAUUUUAACGUCAAAGAACCAAAGCUCUAACAAUUUUAUUAAACUUAUUCGGGAAGUGACACAAAGUCAUAAAAUUGAUAUGAUAUUAUCAGACCAAUAUCCCGGCAUAAACUCCAAAGAAUUUAAAGAAUUUCUGAAAGAUAAUAAUAUAAGAAUAAUUUUUACUGCUGUGGAUACUCCUUUUUCUAAUGGUCUUAAUGAAAGGCUAAACCAAACUUUGGUUAAUAAGAUACGAUGCAAAAUAAAUGAAAGAGGAAAGAAAAUUGCAUGGACAACUAUCGCACAGAAUUGUGUAAAAAAAUAUAAUGAGACUGAACAUACUGUUACCAAAUUUGCACCUAAAUACCUACUAGAAGGAGAAGAUGUAAACAUUCUACCACCAGAAUUAAAAACAAAAUGUUCAAAUGAAGACCUAAGAAGUGAUAGAAAAUUGGCAUAUAAAAAUACCAUAAAAUCUCAUGAUUAUAAUAAGAAAAAAUAUGACUUGCUUAGGAGGGAACAUGAUUUUAAAGAGGGAGAUAGAGUUUAUGUGGAGAAUGGUAAUCGUUUAAAUAGGAAGAAAACUGAUGAAUUACGAAUUGGACCCUACGAGAUUUUGAGAAAAAUAUCUAAUACAAUUUAUGAAGUAGAUGCUGGUCACAAAAAGGAAGAAUCAAAUUUGUUCCAUGUUACAAAACUCACUCCAUUGCCAGUUGAUACACAAACAACUACAUACUUGUAAUUGUUUUUCUCCGGGAGGGGAAAUGUAAAGAAAACUUAUAGGUAUUCUUUAUGUAAUGUAUGCAAUUUAAAUUUUGCCGCGUUAAUUAGUUGAGGUCGCUGGCAGCUUAAACGUCAAGGAGAUGUCAAGUGUGAUUAUUGAGGUUAGAAAUAUUUUGUGUAGGUAGUGUAACAGAUAUUUUAUUGUAAGAAUCUUGCCUGUGAAAUUAUUAAAAUAGACCCGAAAUAAGGGCUUUAAAUGUUGUUUCUUUUGUUCACAGGUGAGUAAAUGUUUAGUUUAUAAGCUUAUGUCAUUAUCAAAGUGUUAAAAAACUUUUGUAAAUAAAUAAAUCUUUUGUUCACAGAAACGCAAUUACGUCUUUAUUUCUAAAUAAACAGGCAUAUUGAUAAUUCAUUAUAUAUAUAUUUGCGGUUUUUGUUAUUUUCCGGUGACAUCCAUUCAUCAUUUCGUUCAUUCAUUACUAUCCAUCAUUAAUUCCUUUACUCAUCAAAUCUAUCAAAUCAAUUAGGCCUAAUGUAAUUAAAUAUUAAUUAAAUUAGAAGUACAUAGCCAGGUCAUAAACAUAAUGCAAAUAUUACUUUGAAUAGAAAAAUGAUUUGCCUGUUUUGUAAAAAAAUAGUUAAUCUAGCUAAAAAAGUUGCAUCUUAGAGAUAGGUAUCUUUUAUUUUUAUGGUCAAAGUAUACAAUAAACCAAAUGGAUUGCAUGCUGCUGAACACUGCUUUCGUUGGAAACUAACCCAUCAUCCGGACCAAUCACACACCAAACAAAAGAACCCUGCGCACUGAGCAAAUGAGUGGCAGAACACUGUGUCUGCAAAGGAAAACAUGCAGCAGACGAUUCAACUGUCAUAUUUAUUUUUAUUGUAGGAACCAGUUUUAGAUUAAUUUAGGUUUUGAACUGAGUAAUAUUAAUAUAUGAAGUACUAUGUCACGCUGUCGAGCCCGCCGCUCCGCACCGCAGCCGACUUGUUAAGCAUUUGUUGUUGCCUACCUAGCAAUUUAUUUCCUGACAUUUUGUAAUCAAAUAAAUGAUGGCUAUUUUA
Messenger RNA from Amyelois transitella, 12138 nucleotides. RefSeq names its product tuberin (gene gig). The record is from RefSeq and is a predicted model, not a curated record. Gene Ontology annotation, cellular component: cytoplasm; nucleus; TSC1-TSC2 complex. Bases 197 to 5629 code for a protein of 1810 amino acids. Lineage: Eukaryota; Metazoa; Arthropoda; Insecta; Lepidoptera; Pyralidae. Gene Ontology annotation, molecular function: GTPase activator activity. Gene Ontology annotation, biological process: positive regulation of GTPase activity; negative regulation of TOR signaling; regulation of small GTPase mediated signal transduction. The transcript is spliced from 28 exons.